AUGGCGUUCAUCAAGUCCUCCAUUGUCAAGCUCCUCGCUGUCGGUCUCGCUUCCCUCGCCGACGCCGCGCCCUUCAACGUAACGAACCAGACAACCACGCAGCAAACCGUCACGAAAAUCACCAUCGUGCGGGUGACUUCUACUUCAACCAGGGUGCAUAUCGCCACGGCCACUCUCAUUCCCAGUGCCAAUAUCACCACUACAAACGCGACGACAGAGACUGCUAAAAUCACCGCGAGUCUCACUCCAAGUGUCAAUAUCACCUCUACAAACAUGACGGCAGAGACUGCUACUAUUACAGCGAGUCUCAUCCCCAAUAUCACCACCACCACAAAGGUGGCGACGCCAACGUCAAAGAAGUUGCUCCCACGGACUACCGCUAAAAUAUACGACUCGGACCACCCGUCGGAAGACGAUAACGUGGUCAAAGCGGAGCAAUUGAGCAAGCUUCAGUUUGAAACCACCGACCCCGAGCUCGCCGAGCCCACCGGCAACACAACCGCCAACCUGACCAAGAUUGAGCUCCUCAACAGCGUCCUCAAGGACAACAACAACAACAACCGGUCCUUCCCCAGCGCCGCCGCCGGCACCAAAUUGGGCCUGUUCGACAGGCCGAUGCCCCGCUUCCAACCUCAGGUUGACGUGGGCGGCAUCUGGGUCGGCCUCAUCAACGCGACGCCGUACCGGUGGCAAAUGUCCAGCGUCAAGACCUGGAACAUCAAGGGCAACUUCGCCGAGAAGCUGGCCCACUCCAUCGAUCCCGGCCAGUCCGUCAGCGCCAUCGCCUGGACGCGCGAGCUCAACAGCCGCGCCGAGGCCGUGUACCGGCUCGUCGGCACCCGCGAGGAGUCGUGGUUCACCCUCAAUAUCGCCGAGGACCGCCCCCACCGCAUCACCGUAGAGUACGGCGGCGCCCUCCGCACCGUCGGCAACGCCAACGGCACCGCGGUCGUCGACCUCGGCGUGCACGACGGCGUCGUGAGCCCCGCGUUCGUGCUCGCCGGCGCCGAGGGCCGCUUCUUCGCCAACGACAUCGACACCGCGUGGAUGCGCGCCACGCUGCCCGAGAUCGGCACCCGCACGCUCCGCGAGGUCACGCUGCCGCGCUCCCACCACUCGGGCAUGUACGCGCUCACCAAGCGCCUCGGCCUCGGCAACGCGGCCAACACGCUGACGCAGGACUACGACGUGUACACGCAGAUGGCGCGCGGCGGCGUGCGCGUCAUCGAUUGCCGGCCGGCGAUCGGCAAGAACGGGAGCGUCUUCGAGGCCCACGGCACCAAGCUACUGGGGCUCUACCACGGCGGGCUGGGCAUCACGCAGGCCGAGCUGGUGCGCCAGGUGAACCAGUUCAACGACGACCACCCGGGCGAGCUCGUCAUCAUCGACGUCGACGGCAGCGAGAUGCGCGACGGGCGCAAGUGGUUCAACCCGAUGGACGCCGCGGCCGUCGCCGAGGUCGUCGAGGGCUUCACGCACCUCAAGCACCGCGCCUACAUCACGCCGGGUAAGGACCUCUCCCAUCUGCCCCUCAACCGACUCAUCGGCGGCGGCGAGUCCGCCGUCAUCGUCCGCAUGGAGGAGUCCCGCAUCCGAGACGUGCCCUCCUGGCCCGGCGCCCGGGAAGGCUUCGUCACCUCCGCCGAGCUCCCCCUGCGCAAGCGCUACUCCGACGCCGGCAACGGCGCCAAGCUGCUCAGCGACCAGGUGCGCGCGCUGCGGCAGGCGCGCGUGGGCGGCGCCAAGUGGCCGCUGUACGGCAGCGAGUUCAUCGUCACGCUGAUGGGCCUCGAGCUCGUCCUCGGGGCGAGCAUCACCGAGGUCAACCGGCAGGCGUGGGACAUGCUCGUCGAGCGCUUCUGGCCGGCCUUUGCCGACGACUUCUACCCCAACUGGAUCACCAUGGACGCGGUGCGCGGCGACGGGCUGCGCGCGGUGGCGGUCGCGGUGAACCAGUGCUUCGUGGCGAAGCGCUGCGGCACGCUCAGCGGGCGCGUCAGUGCCGCCAAGGAGUUUGUGCUGAACGCGCCGCUCGCCGCCCGCGAUGUAGGGGAGGUUCUCAACGGCACCGUCUCGGUGGACAAGACCGUGCUGGCUUGGAACGCCGGCGACGAUGACGACGACGACGAGGCAGUCGAUGACGAUGAUGGCAGCGUCGAAACACAGGAUGAGAUGCAAAGAGCAGAUUAG
Cordyceps fumosorosea ARSEF 2679 is the source of this 2190-nucleotide messenger RNA. RefSeq names its product LysM domain-containing protein. Gene Ontology annotation, molecular function: phosphoric diester hydrolase activity. Lineage: Eukaryota; Fungi; Ascomycota; Sordariomycetes; Hypocreales; Cordycipitaceae. The transcript is spliced from 2 exons. Gene Ontology annotation, biological process: lipid metabolic process. The record is from RefSeq and is a predicted model, not a curated record. The coding region runs from base 1 to 2190 and encodes 729 amino acids.